Hypanus sabinus (Atlantic stingray) is the source of this 7052-nucleotide messenger RNA. It is a transcript of the gene jam3b, whose product is annotated as junctional adhesion molecule 3b. Gene Ontology annotation, biological process: angiogenesis; cell adhesion. The record is from RefSeq and is a predicted model, not a curated record. Gene Ontology annotation, molecular function: protein homodimerization activity; protein heterodimerization activity. Lineage: Eukaryota; Metazoa; Chordata; Chondrichthyes; Myliobatiformes; Dasyatidae. The transcript is spliced from 9 exons. Bases 6067 to 6870 code for a protein of 267 amino acids.
UUUAAAACAAAUACAUUUUUUCCAUCCCCCAAACCCCAACCUCCCUCUAUGCUUUGGUUAUUCAAGUAUUUGUCCAGAUACUUAAAACAAGAGAGCAUUUGCCUCUGCCCUUAGACAGUGCUUGGCAAAUUCAGUCACUCUCUGCAUUUAAAAAUAUUCCUCAAUCUUCUCCCCAUUCACUAAAUCUGUGUAUUUCCUACUACCUGUAUUUCUCUGCACAGAAAUAUCAUUUCAAGGAGGAGUAAUGCACAUGAAUGUGGAGACAAGACUACAGAUGCUGGAACCUGGAGCAACAAAGAUGCUGCCUUUUCAUCUGUUGGUGCUUAGGAAUAUUCCUGCCAUGAGAUGGCAACAGUGCACAUAAAUAUGCCAGACAGAAACGUGGACUGUUUAUUCCCAUCCACAGAUGCUGUCUGACCUGCUGAGUUCCUCAGCAUUUUGUGUGUGUUGCUUUAAAUAUACUUGUGAUUAGAUUUAUGUAAUAGCCCAUCAACAAAGGACUUCUGUGAUUAGAAGGGUUUUCCAGCAGAGAUAAGUUAGUUCAGCACGUAGAGAUGUUGCUGCAGUUUGUAGACAGGAGAGCAUGUCAUGUUCCAGUGGCAGCGCUAAAGGAAAUGUUGAAGGAGCCCAGACUGAAUCAGAAUUAUUAUCACUGAUUGAAAUUACAUGUAACUUGUUACAUACACCUGUUAGGGUGCAUUCUCCAGAUACCUUGUGAGGUAACCGUAGCCUUCAGCUAGGAGCAGAUGUCAUCAGGUGGUUCCCAACCUUCACAGAGUGUUUUGACCCUUAACCACAACAUUCUCCAGUUGGUGGACCAGCAGUGGUGGCCAAAUCACUGCCCAUCUGCUCCUGGCUUCCAGCUUCCCUCCUCUCAUCUACUCAUUCUGCCUCUUCCCCCCCUCCCCCAUCCUACAAGCUGCUUGUUUUUCGCUCCUUUCAUCCAGGCCCAGAGCUGACAACAACAGCCAUGCUGAUUUGGCUGGGAAACCUCUGCAGCAGAUCUCCACAGGGAACAACCAUGCCUACCAUCCCUUGUCUUUGCACUCCUGCACUAAGGGCUGGUACUUCAAGGCCUUUCUCUCAUGGCCUCUUCCCAUCCCUCCUCCCACAGCACUGCCAGCUCAACAAGAAUUAUUUUCCGGUCUUCAAUUGACCACAAUACAAUGUCUGGGCGGAGGGUUGUGCGCACCACUUCCAGGAACUGCAGCCUCCUUCCCACAUCAACCCUCAUCUCCCAGGACCUGGCCAUUAGCAGCAGAUUUGGCUUUGGUUGUUUGGUUACGAAAGGCCUGGCUCCCUCUUUGAUAAAGGUGAUGGCCUUCCUCAAAUCUGUGCCAGCAGUCCUCUUCUUGCAUCUCUCUCGAUCUAGUGUGUAAGCAAGAGCCAGCAGCACCUUAUCAUGGUGCCACCCAAACCGUCCUUGAAUUGGAGCUGUUUUACACCCAGAUAGUAUAUGAGCCAGUGUCCCCUUUUGACCACAGAGCUUACAGUUUGGGUCUUCUCUCAUCCCCCGUGUGUAUAGAUGUAAUGGCGAAGGAAGGGUGUCAUACAUGGAUUGCAAGAGGAAGGAAAUACGGAAAGGCUCCAGUCUCCAUAACUCUGCCCAUGAGAUCUUGCGCUUGGGCAGAUCCCAUUUUGUCCAGGCACCCUGGGAUGCUUGUUCCACUGACUUUGACAUCCACUUCUCUUCUUCACUGAUCUGUACUUCUGCCUGUACCAUGUCUCGCCUGUUCCUUAUGCUUGCAUUUCCCCAUUACUGGAAGUGAACUGACCUGAGGUCUUGCCGCCUGACGCAGGGGUUGCCAGUGAUAUCUCUCAGCUUCAGAGAACACACUAUCUGCUCUACUGCUGCUUUGGCUGCCCACUUGCGCCCAGAUCUGGUUGUAACGCCUGCUUGCUUUACCAGAUCGUCAUUGGAAUCUCUCAAGUUUAAUAAGGCUCUGCAUUUAGCCACCUUGAAUUCCUCCACAACAGAUGGCGGGAAGCUGCAGUUGCUCAGAUCGAAUAUAGAGGCCCACUGAAGAGAAGCUUAGGGGAACACCUAACCAUCUCUCCAGGUGCUUGUUGAUUUUCCUCUCAAUGCCCUCUAUGGCAGUCAUGGAGAACUCAUAAAGUGUGAAGAGCCAGAGAAGCCUGGGCAGAAGGCCGUAUUGGUACAGGAGGUCUUGAAUUUACCGGGAAGUCCGGAUUUGUCGACCUUCUUCAGCCAUUCAUCUGUCUGCUUCACAGCAUUGGUGACAUUGGCCCUAUCUGUCAGUGAUGCAUUAAACCACUUUCCCAAGCAUUUUAUUUGGUUAUCUUUGAUGGAAGGGAUGACCUCACCCUGAAUUUGGAGGCUAAACUUGCUAGUUACUUAGGCCCUUUCUGAUCACCAUACACUUGGACUUCUUGGCCUUGUAGGACAUCCUUGCCCAAGUGGCUACAUUGUCCAGGGUUUCCAAUACCCAUCUUGCUUGGACAUGUGACAGUUGUUAUAGAGAUGUUGUCCAUGAACCCUCGUAGAGCUGGCUGGGCAAUGCCCAACUCCAGUGUCGGGCCGCAGGUUACGUCUUCUGCUGCUGAUAUUAGGAGGUUCAUUCCCAUAAUAAAUAGGGUGGGGGAGAUGGUACACCUUGUUGGAAUCCCCUUCUGGAGGUCCUGCCAACUAGUUGUGAAAUGGGCUGAUGUAAAAUAUGAGUUUGAAUCCUCCUAGGUAGCUGGUGAUCAUGUCUCGAAUAGCCACUGGGAUGUAGUAGUGGUCAAGUCCUUCGUGGAUGAGGUCAUGUGGAAUAGACCCAUAGGCGUUCGCGAGGUCUAACCAGACAACUGUUAGGUCACCUUUUUUCUGCUUGGCCUCACAGAUCAAAUGCUAUGUUGUCUGUGGUUACCGCUGGUAGGAGUGGAGGAGACAUUGAUCUCGCCCUCCCCUCCCCUCCCUCCUCAUGCCCUGUAGCUCUGCUCUUCUCCCUCCCUUUCUCUCUUCCUGCCCUCUUCCCCCUUCACCCCUCAAAGUUCAAAGUACAUUUAUUAUCAAAUUAUGUAUACUAUAUACAACCUUGAAAUUUGUCUUCUUGCAGGCAGCCACAAAACAAAGAACCCUAAUAGAACCCAUUAAGAAAAUAAGUCUGUCAAACACCUAGUUUGCAUUCUGACCCGACAUUAAAUCAAUCAAAUAUUGGCUUGUUCCUCUGUCUUGUGCCUGGCCCCACUGCCUAAACUCUACCUCAACUCAAUUCUGUUCCUCUCUCCUCCCAGCCUCUUUCCCAUCCUAUCCUCUCUCUCCCUCCUCCCACCUCUCAAAUCCUCUACAAUAUUUGAUAGGCUGAGUACAGGAGCAAUAUUUCAUGUAGAACCAAGGGUCAAAGUCAAGUUUAUUGCCAUCUACACGUCCAUGUAUGCACAGGUCUAAUGAAAAUCUUGCUUGCAGCAGCAUCACAGGCAGAGUGUCAAGUAAGCAUCAUUCACAAGAAAAACAAAUUAUGCAAAUAGUAAAAUGGUCAGAUCAAAAUAAGAAUGAAAUGUACAAAGCAGUUCACAUUAGAUGACUUCAAUGUAAAGAUUUUGGUUGAGGUAAAGUCAGCAGUUAGUAAUAUGAAAUAAAUUUAGUUCACUGCAUCUCACUUUGUGGAGUGUGGUAAAUAAGGUUGUUGAAGUGCAGGCACAGAGAAAUGUGGGAGUGGAAUGUGUUUAUAACAGAAGAGAGCAAGCAUUAGAUCUUAAACACGAGAAAUACUGGAGGAACAGCACAUCGGGCAGCAUCUAUGGAAACGAAUAUACAGUCAAUGUUUUGGGCAGAGACCCUUCUUCAGGAUCAUUGGACCUAUGCAUCCCCACAAUUAUAUUGGAGCUGUUCUGGUUCAGGUGUAACCCAUCCAUCUCGCAUAGGUCUCACCUUCCCCAAAAAGAUCCAGAACUCCAAAGCCCUCCCUAUCCCUUUAGCCACAUAUUUAUCUGAGCUAUCAUCCUAUUUCUAUACUCACUAGCACGCAGCAUUACUUAUUCAGUUAUGACUGGUGAGCUCAGUGCUGUGUAUUGUGUGUCUGGCAUCAUGUGGAAAUUCCUUGCACCUUGUGGUCUGGAUAACUACAUCUGUGGGAGAUGCCUCCAUUGCCUACAAAUGUUGAUUGCAUCAUGAUCUGAGUGGUUGUGAAUGGAAUAUAGCACUGUGCAAUCACCUUCCAAGUAUCUUCAAAGCUGAUCUUAUAAAGGAAAGAACUGAAGAUGAUCGAUCUUAAAAUACUGAGGCAUAACUUUUCUAAUUUUGUAACUGUUUCCUCAGCAAUAAGCAAGAACACUUAACUUUUCCAGUUAUGUCUCAGUUUUGUAUGGAUUCUCAUCUGCAGAAUCUGAAACCCUCUAAUGCAGUAUUUCUUUAGUCAAGCAUUCAUUUAUAAUAUUCUAUUUCAGUGUUUACUGGUACUUGGCACUGGAAUUAAUCUGGAGAUUACCGACUUUGAGUUCUUUCAUUUAAUCUCUUGACCAGCUUUAUGUAAUCUGCCAACAGCAGUACUUCCCUCUUUCUGUGUGUGUGCGUGUGUGUAUAGAAUAAUCUAUAGCUAUCCACACUUUGCUGUCAUAUUGCCAUACCAAGGUCACAAUUAUACUAAAAUGAUGGCUGCAGUUGCAGAAGCACUUGUCCCACUUGCUAACCAUUGAAUUGCCAAUCAUUGGAGGUUUCCUAACCUCUCAAUGAGGGUCAGGCCACUGAAACUGAGGUGCAUCGGAAUUCCUUCUCUCAGCAGGCAUUGAAUCUCUGGAAUUCUCUGCCCCGAGGACAGUGGAGGCCAGAUCAGUAGGUAUAUUUAAGAUGAAGAUACAUUAAUAAAUGAAAGAUUGCAGGGAACUGACACAGAAGAGAAUUUGAGGCCUCCAUAGCUCAGGCAUAUGGCAUGGGGAGGUAGGCUUGAGGGAACUGCUGGCCUACUCUUGCUCCUAUUUUCUUGUGUUGCUGUGGUUUAGAUGCAAUGGAAUGAGUAGUCAUCUCUGUCCUCAGGGCAGAGCAAUUCCAGGCCUUCAUUGCUCGAGGGAUUGAAGCAGGGAGGUUAUGCUGAAACUGUACAGGGUAUUGGUGGAGCCACACAUGGAGAACUGCGUGCAGUUCUAGUCUCCUUACUUGAGGAAGGAUAUACUGGCUUUGGGGGUGGUGCAGAGGAGGUUCACUAGGUUGACUCCAGAGAUGAGUGGGUUAGACUAAGAGGAGAGUUUGAGUAACCUGGGACUAUAUUCGAUGGAAUUCAGAAGAAUGAGAGGAGAUCUUAUAGAAACAUAUAAAAUUAUGAAAGCAAUAGAUAAGAUAGAGGCAGGAAAGUUGUUUUCACUGGUAGAUGAGACUAGAACUAGGGGACAUAGCCUCAGGACUUGGGGGAGUAGAUUUAGGAUGGAGAUGAGGAGGAACUGCUUUUCCCAGAGAGUGGUGAAUCUGUGGAAUUCUCUGCCCAAUGAAGCAGUGGAGGCUACCUCAUUAAAUAUAUUUAAAACAAGGUUGGAUAGAUUUUUGCAUAGGCAGGCAAGUGGAGAUGAAUCCAUGGCCAGAUCAGCCAUGAUCUUAUUGAAUGGCGAAGCAAGCUCAACGGGCCAGAUAGCCUCCUCCUGCUCCUAUUUCUUAUGCUCUUAUGGAUAAGGUAUGAUGAAAUGGCUGAUCAGAUGCGGUAGGCCAAGUGGCCUAGUUCUGCUCUGAUAUCUUAUGGUCUUAUACAUGCAUGUAACAUCAUAUAAACAGUACAUACAUUAAACAUAAAUUAAAUACAGCUUUUAGAAGAAAGACAAAAUUAGAGCAAAAAGUUUACAAGAGGUUCCUGGCAGUGAGGUAGGUAUACUACUACUGAAUCUUUGUAUGGCUGGACUGCCUGUAGUGCAAAGAUCUUGACCAUACGCACCGAACAUUACCCUAAGAACACCCACCUGCUCCUCAUUCCAGUUCAGCCGGCAGCUGCCCACAACCUCUUCCCGUUGCUGCGAUGCAGCUUCUCGCGUUGCCAUGGCGCUGGACCGUCUUCAUCCGUUGCCAUGGCGCCGCGCUGGAGGGUAACAACAUUCCGCCGGCAACGCGCGUGCUCACUGAGCGUCUGAGCCGGUUGUGUGAAGAUGGCGGGUGGAGUUUCGUUGCUGCGGCUUCUGGUGCUUUACUUCGUGCUGGCGGAGAGUUGUCAAGCAUGGGCACAGCGGGUAACAACUGAGAAUCCGAAUCUUGUGGUGAAUGAGUUUGACAGAGAUCUGACAAAUCGAGCAGAGCUCCAGGGAGACUCCUCUAUAAAAAUAUUCAAUGUGACCCGUAAGGACACUGCUGUCUACCGCUGCGAAGUUGCAUUUGUUGAAACAGGUCACCUGGAUGAAGUUUCUGUUAAUCUGACAGUACAGGUGAAGCCAGUUACGCCAAAAUGUUCUGUGCCGAAGUCGGUUCCAGUGGGGAAGGCUGCCAUUUUGACAUGUCAUGAACAUGAAGGUUAUCCACCUCCUAUGUAUACCUGGUACAAAAAUGGUGUCGUUGUUCCACCUGAUCCAAAAUCAGAUCCAAAAUUCUUUAAUUCUUCUUACAAGAUAAACGACAAUACAGGAACUCUGCACUUCAGUGUCACCUCGAAGCUGGAUAUUGGAGAAUACCACUGCAUGGCGAUGAAUCGUGCUGGGCAGGCAAAAUGUGAGCCUCAACGGAUGGAAGUCUAUGACAUUAAUAUUGCUGCGAUCAUUGGUGGCAUUCUCAUUGUGGUUCUUGUUCUGCUGAUCAUAAGCAUAGUCAUCAGGCUUGCAUAUAAACGUGGAUACUUUGCAAAAAAACAGCCUGCGAACAGAUAUCAGGCUUCCUGUAAAGCUGAUAGUGUUGAUUAUGUCAGAUCCGGUCCAUUGGAUGCUGAGGGAGAUUUUCGACACAAAUCUUCUUUUAUUAUCUGAGAAGGCAAGAACAGGGGAGAAAACCCUUAAAUUCAUCAUUGGUUUGAGCUCCUUUACACAUUUAUCUAACACAUCCACAGAUCUGUAAGAAAUUUAAUACUAGAGAUUUAUAAGAUGAAACUUUUUUUGCCAAAGCUGUUAACCAAUCUUUUGCUAUGAAAUAAAGAUGUUUUAUUCUCUAA